Nymphalis io (European peacock) is the source of this 3897-nucleotide messenger RNA. RefSeq lists its product as uncharacterized. The coding region runs from base 1 to 3894 and encodes 1297 amino acids. Gene Ontology annotation, molecular function: chitin binding. The record is from RefSeq and is a predicted model, not a curated record. The transcript is spliced from 4 exons. Gene Ontology annotation, cellular component: extracellular region. Lineage: Eukaryota; Metazoa; Arthropoda; Insecta; Lepidoptera; Nymphalidae.
AUGACGUUGUUGAAAGAUGCUUCAGACCUUUAUCUACCAGCUCCGAGCGCAGAGUCCUUAACAGCAAUCGCUCAAGCGAUGGGUGCGGCCGGCUUCGAAGACUACACCGAAGGCAAGGCGCUCGUCAAACGACUGAUUCCCGCUGACAGCCAGCCUGAUUUAGACGUCGUUGAACAUUUGGGAGUUAUUGGCAAGGUCGGUGUUGAUUUCCCUGCUCUACCCAACAUCCCAAUUACUGGGUUUAAUUGCAAGAACGUGCCUACUGGAUAUUACGCCGAUUUGGAGACUGAUUGUCAGGUGUUCCAUAUCUGUGACACGUCCCGAAAGAUAUCCUUCCUAUGUCCAAAUGGCACCAUCUUCAGCCAGUCGCAUCUCAUCUGUGACUGGUGGUUCAAGGUGGAUUGUGCAUCUGCCCCCGCCCUUUACGAGUCCAGCGUAGAGUAUUAUUCCAACGAACAAAAGAAGUCACAGAGAGUCAGUCACACUCUCAGCAAGAAUCCUGAUCUUCAACAAAUCGGAGCUGAUAGCCAUCUUCGCUCAGAAUCUAGGAGAACCCCUGUUCCUAGCACUACGGAAAGAUUAUUAAGACAUCGUCAGAAACUUCAAACCGAUACUUUACCAUCAAGUGCACCGAACACUAAAGCCACAGCACGAAGCUUUCAAACACUGUUCGAAGUAAACCCAACUCAGAGAAUCCAACCUGCUACUGCAUUCGAGAAAAGAAGAAAAAAUAUUGUACAAUUAAUUACUAACAACUUUGAUGGGAUUCCAUUAAAGACGACUUUGCCGGUCUACGACAGUUCUACGCUCAAAAGUAAUAUUCCUGCAUAUGAUCACAACAGUCUAAAAGAGAUGCAAGUGGCAGCAGAAACGGCUUCGUUCGUCCAAAAUCAGAAUAGACAACUUCUUCAAGAAUAUAACGCGAAAAACUUCAGACCGUACCCAGUUUAUACUCCAAAUAUUACACCCAAGCCCGCAAAAUCUAAGAAUAAUCCUUCUUUAACCACUCUUUAUGACAUUCAAGCACCUGCAGAAAAACAUAUAACCCAGUACCUGCAGGAAGCGACAACAAAGCGGCAAACAUUAGUCCCAUAUACUAAAAGUUAUGCUACCACCAUUAACGAAAGAAACGAGCCAUACACAAGGCCAGGGGUAUCGUUACUUAGAGAUUUUCUAGAAAAGGAAAAAAAUAAAUCAAUAUCCGCAACAACUGAAAAGAUAUUUGAAGCAACAGCUCGUAGUGAUAAAUACGAAAGCCAAACCAUUCCUGGCAGAAAAGUGACUAUUGAAACCAAAGAUAGUUAUGAAUCCGCAACUUGGAUUCCACAAUCGACUAGAAGUGAUAAAACUGAAACUGCAUUUUCUGACAGCGAAGUAAAUUCGAGCCUCAAUCCAACAACUCAAGAAACAACUGAAGCAUCUUAUAAAGAACGUCGAGAUAGACUUAUGAGAAAACUUAACUUUGAAGCGAGUGAAACUACCGAACCUGCUGUACCCACUACACCCACUGACAAAUAUUUCGGAGAUCAACCCAAUAGAGCUGGGCUAUUCGUUCCUCCUUCAUUAACACCUAAAACUCUACAUUCUUUGGCCAUUUACUAUGCCACAGCUUUAGACAAUUUAUCAACAACCACUCCUCCUGAAGAAGGCGAAACGACUACCCCAGCAUUUGAUGAAUACGAGCCAAUCGAACAAAGUUUACCAGCACUAUUCAGUCAUCAGACUAUCACCAAAUAUGGUAGUCUUUUUGGACAUGGUUCUAAUAAUGCUGAACUCUUGGAAGAAAUUAAGCUUGAUCCGAAUGGUACUUUCAACGAACUGGCCGAAGAUCUAUCAGUACAAAUGAGUCAGGGUCCUUUGGCUACGUCUCCUCAAAUAAGGGAACUAGCUCAAGUAUUCACGCAUGCUCUCUCGGCCUAUCUUCAAGAUCCAGUACAGUUUAGAAAAGUUCUUUCAGACAUAAGACCAACACAACCUUCAUUUGUUGACAUGUUGACAACCAGUGAUGAACUUUCUCAUACUGAACCAACGACUACAGUUAACGAAGAAGACGAUGAGAUAUUAGGAUUUUCGGAUGACCACAAAGUACGUGAAUCAGAAAACUCUGUCAGAGGAGGUAAAGCUCUUAACCUUGAAAUCGAUUAUCCCACUACGACAGAGGAAACAACUACCACAGCUAAACCUACAACAGAAGCUUUUUCUACAUAUUCAACAACGACGCCCAGAAAUCCAUUCAGAUGUUGUGGAAGAAUAUCUGCUUCGUACACUACUGCACCAACACCUAGAGAUAUUUAUUCUACUUUAUACCCAUACACUCAUACGGCAGUUGUAAAUAUAAAUUCAUUGAUAAACACCAACAAUGAAGUAACUCCCACCUCAGACAGCAUGACUUUAUUUAGGCAUGGCUCCGGGAAACCAAAUAGCAAUAUUAUAUCUUCUUUUGGAAAGACUAUUAGCACUUCUGAGGUCACGCCUUUCAAUGACUUCUCAGAAGUGACUACUGUUCCUACAGCUUGGGGCGUCGACAGCGUUGAUUCUACAUUAUCUCCAAUUACUAACUCACAUCAACUUUUUGAGAGUAAAAAACUUAGAGCAACGACUGCCAUACCCGAAAGUACACCACUAUAUUUUACUGAAACUGAUAGCAUCGAAUUAGAAAAUGAAGAAGAACUACAAAGAGCUCACAGUCAAUCAUUUGUGUCGCCUCAAAAUAAUAAUCUACGUCAAGGAAAACAACUUAAACAAGAUAAUAAAAAGACGGUUAGGAAGCCUUCUGAAGAUUUAGAGGCACCUUCACAAUCUACUGCUACAGACACUACCACAACAGUACAAAUCACAACGCAAGCAACUACGACUCUUAAAGAGCAAACUGAAGCUUUAACCACAGUGAGUCCUCUAUCCAGUAGUAUAUUUACCUCGCCUGACAGUGAUAAGUCAACAAACGAUUUCCAAUGGCAGACUACGUUUGGAAAUUGGCAAAGUACAAUUCUCGAUCCCAUGACGUUGAACGAUGGUCUCAGUCCUACUGGCCCUGAACAGAGUGUCUCUGAACAGACCCAGCAAACUACCGAAUCGACUUCAAACAUCGCUACAACUCCCUCAGCCGUUUCUACAACGAACGAACCUAUUUUUUCAUCGACAGUAAAUGUAGAAGUAACAACACCUAGCAACGACCAAAAUGAACGUUUCGGUAAAUUCCUUCGAGAUUCGACGUCCACUGAGCCCGCGCUAGAUUUUUCAACGGUGACCGACACAAUCGUAGAAAAGGCUAAAGAAAUUAUGGAAGGUAUGAAUGCAACUACUACGCAAAAACUAAUGAACGUGAUGAAGAAAACCAAAUCUAAAACAGUAAAACGAUUAAUACUACUAUUAGUACAGACUUGCGAUGACGAUCAUAACUCAACCGCUGAAGCCUCCAAAAAGGCUUUAUUAGAAGCUCUCAUGGCUGUCUCUCAAAAAGACAUGGAGGAAAUUGCUAAAGAAGAGGACUUGACCGAAGCGCCAUCAACUGUUUCGGAUGUAGAUUAUGUUAAAACGACAGAAAUCCAUCGCCGAAUGGACCGAAUGCCAGUGCAAAGACGAGGCAAAAAAUUAAACAUCGAAGCUGACGCCAUAAAUUCUCUAUCAAAUCCAUCGACAACGGAAAGUCUGAUGACUGAUGAGACGACAGAAUUAGCAACAAUCAGUACAGUGAAGACGACAACGCCCAGUCGCAGAGGCGGUAGGAAAUUUUUAGCUAAAACAACAGAAUCAGAUCAAUUUAGAACGACGAUAACCUACCGACCGAUCGCAGAAGCGAGAGUCGCCCCACAAGGGGAUUUGAAAGUGCAAUCAGAUACAAGAGCAUUAGAAUUAUUAAGGUCCUUAUACACUAUCGCAGCACGAUGGGGAUAAAUU